Chlamydomonas reinhardtii is the source of this 1393-nucleotide messenger RNA. RefSeq lists its product as uncharacterized. The transcript has 6 exons. Gene Ontology annotation, cellular component: ribosome; mitochondrion. NCBI's taxonomy places the organism in Eukaryota, Viridiplantae, Chlorophyta, Chlorophyceae, Chlamydomonadales, Chlamydomonadaceae. Gene Ontology annotation, molecular function: structural constituent of ribosome. The record is from RefSeq and is a predicted model, not a curated record. Gene Ontology annotation, biological process: translation. The coding region runs from base 89 to 691 and encodes 200 amino acids.
ACCGUGGUGCACGCAUUUGUGCCUCCUUUAGUUUGCUUUCUGUGACUGCUUCUUCUCAACUCCUUACAGUCCUAAAAUGCAGACCACCAUGCGCGGCGCUCCUGUGAGCCGGGCUGCCUUCAAGGCGGCCCCCGUGCGCGCUGCCUCGUCGCGCACCGCCCUGGUCGUGGAGGCCAACAAGAAGGUUGCCAAGAAGACCAAGAUCAUUCUGAUUUCGGACAUUCCUAACGUUGGCAAGGAGGGCGAGAUCAAGACCGUGCCUGUGGGCUACUGGCGCAACUUCCUGCUGCCCAACGGCAUGGCCAAGAUUGCCAGCGAGGGCAUCCUCAACCAAAUCCGCGCCAAGAAGGAGGACGAGAUCCGCAAGAAGCUGGAGGAGAAGGCCCAGGCGCAGGCCUUUGCCAACGCCCUGACCACCAUCGGCAAGUUCCUGCUGAAGAAGAAGACCGGCGAGAAGGACCAGAUCUACGGCUCCGUGCAGGUGCAGGAGAUUGCCGACGCCAUCUACCAGCAGACCGGCCGCAACGUGAGCGACUGCGAGAUCACUGUGCCCGAGAUCAAGUCGGUGGGCACCUACGAGUGCACCAUCCGCCUGCACCCCGAGGUUGUGGGCACCUUCUCGGUUGUGAUCCAGAAGGAGAAGAACCAAAUCAAGGUGACCACCACCGAGCCGAAGAAGGCCAAGAAGUAAAUGUCCUUUACUUUAACUUCUUGCAAGCUGUGGCUUUGGGAGAUGCUUGGAAUUGGAGCUGGAGGCAGCGGCUGCGCUGCGCUAGCGUGAGCCGGGGGCGGUCGACAAGAGCUGGAGGCCUGCCCGGGCGGCCGGAGUGCGGCUGAAGUGAUAGCAAGGAGCCGAGGCGGUUAGGACGGCAUGUGGGGAGGGCAGAAGCGGCAGCGGCGCAACACGGAGGCUAGCGUGCAGGCGAUGUGUUGCGGGGGCUCAGGCAAGCUCAAGAUCAUGCACUCUGCGCCGAUGUGCCUCUCUCUGCUGAGAGGUCGUGGGCGCGUUUUGCCGAGUGCGCGGAGCGGUCUCGGCCGUAAUGGCUGCAGGAACUCAGGAAGGAACCCUGCAGUAGUACGGAGCUAGUGCACUGACGAUACGGUAGGCACGCAGUUGGCGUGACGCUGGGCUGGUGGCUGACGGGGACGCCAGGCGAUUUUGUCUGAAGGCGCUUUGCGCCAAGCAGCCAGGCGACUGCGCAGUGCAUUUCAGCGUGUCAGUUACUUGGCCAGGGCCAGUGUUAGUGUUCCAUGGAUAUGGUGGGUGCUUUGUGUGAGGCUGUGCCCAAGAAGGCAGUGAUUUGCGUGCAGUGCACGAGAGCUCGGUAAGGCCAGCCGGGUGCAGUGGCGGCGGUUGGGCUUGAGGAAGGGAGAUGUGUAAAACGAAGACUUG